Salvelinus namaycush (lake trout) is the source of this 1690-nucleotide messenger RNA. RefSeq names its product transmembrane protein 37 (gene tmem37). The coding region runs from base 77 to 838 and encodes 253 amino acids. Gene Ontology annotation, cellular component: membrane. Gene Ontology annotation, molecular function: voltage-gated monoatomic ion channel activity; calcium channel activity. The record is from RefSeq and is a predicted model, not a curated record. The transcript is spliced from 2 exons. NCBI's taxonomy places the organism in Eukaryota, Metazoa, Chordata, Actinopteri, Salmoniformes, Salmonidae.
GUGGGAUUGGGAAUCUCAACAAUGGGUAGGCCUACAUGUAUAUAUUAGUAAUGGUGUGGGAUUGGGAAUCUCAACAAUGGCCAUACUCGCGGCGUAUAAAUCUCUGUGCUGUCAUGGAAGGAACAUUCUUCCUUCCUGUCUGCUUCUCCUGGCGAUAGCAGAGUAUCCCGUAACCAGACUUCUAAUAACUACAGGGGGGAGAGUCAAUCAAUUCUGUCUGAUAUUUGAAGUGAACACAUCUUUUCCGCUGCCAGUUUUGCCUCUCGGUCAAGUGGAGUACAACACCAUGACCGCUAUUCAGAUAAAGGCCCCAGUAGGAGCACCCCGACAGAGGAAGGCCCGGCCUCUCUUCCUGGAGGUGUUGCCCCGCAGCCUGAUCAUCCUCUGCACGGCCCUGGCCAUUGUCCUCUCCUCCAUAGCUGUGUGCGAUGGACACCGGUUGCUGGCGGGCCUGGAGGCAGUGGUGGAACAAACAGCCUCACCUAACUGCACCACCCACCUAGGUGUAUCUGGGGUGGCGGUGGGCCUGGGCCUGGGUCACUCUAUGGUCUUCCUGGCUGUGGCGGGAGCUAUCUUUGGCCUGGAGUUGCUGGUCAUAUCGCAGGUGAGUGAGGACCGGGACUCAGGCUGGCAGUGGGGCCUGGGGUCAGCUCUGGUGCUUGUGGCGGCGGCGCUGUCGGCAGGGGGAGUGGUGGUGUUGGUGUCUCUGCUCCGGCAGCAGGCCUCUCCUUUGGGCUUCACCCUUACCUUCUGGUGCCAGUUUACCGCAGUCUUCCUGCUCUUCCUCAACGGCAUGGCAGCGCCACAUCCAUCACAUGGCCCUGCAGGCACCACCUAGAGGCCGCCUGGGGAAAUGCUAGAGGUGAAAGAGCACAAGGAGUCCAGCAGUGUCCAGCUACAGCAGUACGGCAGAAGGCAUUUUCAUGUUCCAAACACGCAGACGUCCCAGGAACAGUGAUUUCCUGUUGGGAUUAGGUUUAGGGUUACGCCCAGGGUUGAGGACUGUGGAGUAUAGUGGACAUCAGGACAUCUCUGCAUCCAUGGGUGUCAGUGCCUGAGAUGUCACAGGGUCUAUUGGAAUGAAUCAGCUGUGUGUAUGAAUCCCUCAAGGCCUUGUGCAUGUGCAGCUUGUUAAUAGCACAUACUGGGAACAGUAAACAACGACGUCUGCCUGUCUAUAUGCAGUCAAAUCAUCUUCAUUGUUUUGUGGAAAUACAGCUCUGGAUUGUGUAGAUUUUUUUUUUUUUACAACAUAUGUUUUUCUUAGUUACACUGAGCGUAGUAACUAAUGUGUAACUUCCUUUUAACCCCUUGGCCUCAUAGCUACAGGAUGUAUGCCAGUGGUAACGGAUUAAACAGCCCAGUAAGAGAUAGGAAGGAUAAUGACUUUUGAAUUACAUUUAUGACAUUUAUUGUGAGAGUUGAUCUUCUCAUUGCCAUCAAGUCGUACCAUCAUUGAUCCUGUGUGAAGCACACGUAAUAUAACUAACAUAGCAUGGUUAAAUUGAUUCUAGGAACUGUCACCAACACAUUCACACAAAUUCCUUUAAACUUUACAACAGCUCUUGUAUUCAUGGUUAAACAUACACAUAUCGUAUGUAACACUUGGAAUAUACAUGUUAGAAAGCCAAUAAAUAAAAUUAAGCAUGUCCACAUGGUCCUUUAGAAUACCUGGUCAUAUUGACAAUUG